Messenger RNA from Limulus polyphemus (Atlantic horseshoe crab), 2772 nucleotides. RefSeq lists its product as uncharacterized. NCBI's taxonomy places the organism in Eukaryota, Metazoa, Arthropoda, Merostomata, Xiphosura, Limulidae. The transcript has 5 exons. The record is from RefSeq and is a predicted model, not a curated record. The coding region runs from base 242 to 874 and encodes 210 amino acids.
AGCAAACCCUUAAAGUUAAAAUACAUUAACCAAAACCCUAAAUCUUUUCAACACCGUGAUUGCUUAACCCACCUCGUAAGUCCCGUGUCAUUUAAUGUGGAAAACAUUAUUUUAUAAUCGUAUUUACAUUAAAGAAAAGUAAGAGUUUAAUAGAAUAUUCUGAACAUUAUAAGUUAUUUGCACUGAAAUUACUAACACGAUGUGUUAGGUAACCAGUUUUAAUAACGUAGAAGAUUUAAACAUGUACUUACGCACGGCAGUUUUGAUGGCUGUUUUCGUACACCAGUCAACUUUAGAGGUUGUGGCAAGUAACAUCGCGGCUGACGACAGUGAGAAUUCUGACGAAUCGCGAGAGAUAGAAGAGAAAGAUGUAUUUGGUAAACCCUGUGUCACUAAUGAUGACUGCAACUAUGAUUUCUUUGCUACGUGUUACAACUUUAAAUGCAACUGUCAUUUGGGUUAUAGACCUGUAAAUGGUCUAUGUAAAGAAGUGACAGAAGAAGUUCACAAGAGUAACCUAACUACUGCCAUUUUUUCGACAUUAGGAGGGAUCAUCUUGUUAUCAGUAUUGUUCGUGGCCUUUGUUAGAUUACUGUCGAAGAAGUGGAAAGAACAGAGACGACUGUUUACUACAACGGCUUCUGCCAGACUUCAGUUAUCAACUAUAGUAGAAAGACAGUUUGCAGAUGCUCCAUUAACUGCAGAUCUAAGAGUACUUCCUCUACCUCCUUCAACUGCUUAUUCUGAGAAACCGCCACCGUCUUACGAAGAAGCUGUACAACUACAUGGCACCGGUCUCAGCGUACUUCCUCCUGCUUUUGAUGCCAGCAUCGCUCCACCUCCAUACGAAAGAAUAGAACGAGCUGGGUUAUAAAGUCGCGAGUAAUUAGUUCCAACAUAUAGGUACUAGUUCUGGAAGUGGCAUCGUAUAUCACAUAAACAUGAUGGAACAAUACGAUAUGUAAUGUUAAAAUUAAAAUGCCCCCUGUUAAAUAAAAUUGGUAGAAAUGUGCCUAGAAAAGGCAUUAAACUUUAAAGAAUAGCACAAAAGAAGCUGAACUCCAUUUUUUUUUGUACUUCGUAAUGUGAUCACUCUUUCCCAUCACCUAAUUAAAGUCAAAUGCAAAUUUGUAAUUAAUGAAAUUCAAUAUGAGUUCUAAGUGAAUUUCACCUGUUUUUUACGGUGAUUAAGAAAUUAAGAUUCUAUUACCCUCGUUUAAAUGCUCUUUCGAUUGAAAUAAUUUUACAAUAUUAUCUUAUGAGCAUUUAACUUGAAUAAUUAUUGUAUAUUUUCGUAAAAUUGUAAACCUAUAUCUUGUUUAAAAUAAUAACAAGAUCAUAAUUUGGACAGUACUAUAUUUAAGACUUUAUGGAAUUUAAUUGUUAAGAGUGUGAUAUAAUUAAAAUAUUCCAUGGAAAAAGAGAGAGCAAUAAACCUCCAUGGUGUAGGCAUACACUUAUAGAAAAUCGGAACAAACUUCAUUUAAUGUCUGAUUUUGUUAUUGUUUUCGUAUCAACUACAUCUUUAAGAAUAUUGACUGAUGUCUGGUCCUUUCAUUCAGACAUUGAGGAUAUCGACUGAUGUUUGGUACUGUAAUUCAGACUUUGAGAACAUCGACUGAUGUCUGGUCCUGUAAUUCAGACCUUGAGAACAUCGACUGAUGUCUGGUCCUGUAAUUCAGACCUUGAGAAUGUCACAUGUUGAAUGAUUCUCCAGUUGUUUCGGUUCUAUUGAUGCAGUUAUAGCGAAUGUAGCUUACUGUGUGGUGGUUCUGUUGAUUUAAUUCUUGAUAAUGACACAUAUAGAUGAUGUUCCAAUUGUUUCAGUUCUGUUGUUCCUUUUGCCCAUCUUGAUCUACGUCCAGCUCACCUGUUGCUACUCCAUUAUUCAUUCUGUCCAUUUGUUCUUGAUGUCCAGCUCACCUGUUGCUACUCCAUUAUUCAUUCUGUCCAUUUGUUCUUGAUGUCCAGCCCACUUGUUCUUUUGUCUAUCUCUAUAUGUGUCCGGUUUUGUCCCUUUUAAUGUUUAUUGGGUUUUAGUGAAAUUCUCAUGGCUCGAUGUGUUGUUUAUUUAAACUUAAACUGUUAUUCUGAUCCUCUACGUCUUCCAGCACAUCGUCUGCAAAUCUGAAGUCUGCCAGCUCUUCUCCUUGGAUAAAAAAUUCUUAACUUUCUAGGUUUUCCUUUUGAAGCACACAUUCUUGUCUUGCUCUAAUCGUUGUGGGUAAGAUGAGUCUCUUUGUUUAACUCCUUAUAUUUCUUACUGUCUCAGACUCAUUAUUAUCUCUAUGUAUUCUGACUAUUUCAUCUGAACACAUGCUUCUGUAAUGCUUCUUCUUCUUAGUGACACAUAAAAGGUCAUCAAAAAGGGUUUAUAGAAUAAAGCACGGAGUUAGUUGUUAUUCAUUUGUUUUCAGAAUUUGCCAAACAAUGGCUUGUAAAUGGACAGUUGUGGAGUAUUAUUUACUAAUUCCAACUUGUUCUCUAGGUUGGCUGGCAUCUAAAACAUUUACUAGUCUAUUCUGAAGAACUUGUAAAAAGUUUGUAAAUGUGUGAUAGUAAACUUAAUAGGUCUGUAGUUUUAUAAAACAUUUUCCUUGUUUAGGGUUUUAUGAGAUGAUUAUUUAUAAAUGGAUGGUAGCAAUAUAUUUUGCAAUAUAAGGUUACAUACAGCUGUAAGUUAAUAACAAUAUAUCAUCUUCUUUGUUAUAUUAUGUUCUUUGUAACUUCAUACAGUCGUGGAGACAUCUUGUUUUGAAUUUUCUACUUCUU